This is a messenger RNA of Fusarium venenatum, 1818 nucleotides long. RefSeq lists its product as uncharacterized. The record is from RefSeq and is a predicted model, not a curated record. Lineage: Eukaryota; Fungi; Ascomycota; Sordariomycetes; Hypocreales; Nectriaceae.
AUGAUCCGCAACGCUCUCAUGCUGGCUGCAUUAGCAGUCAGUGCCGUUGCUGGGCCUUGCAAACCUGGCCAUACUUCGUCCGAUCUUGUGUCGACUAAGACCGCGUCUACUGAUCUACCAACCACUACUACUUCUCUGGGCGAUAUUAUAAUCACCAACAGCUUAGCCAACGGUAGAUUUGCUAAUGGUAUCGACGGCUUUGAUUCCGAAGGCGAGGCCAACCACCAGCAGGGAGGAUGUUUCAAGGAUGACGGCAGCCCUGAUAAUGGUUGCGCUUCCCUCAAAGCAGUUGGAGACUCCAAGAAACGAUUCCUGGGUUCAUUCGCGGGCAUCUCGCAGCUUCUCGAGUCUCUGCAACCAAGUAACACUGUCCUCUAUACCGUCCAGUUUUACUACGCCGUCAUUACCGUUGGAGGAGCCCAGACGUGCACUGUGAGUGCCUCCCUCAGUAACAGACAGUUCUACUCUAUGGGUCUGUUCAGUACUGGCCUAAGCAUCUCGUGGAACAGAGUCCUCACAUCAGUUGUUGCUGAUUCUCGAAAUGCGAAUUUCGGCAUUUCUAUGACGUGUACGGGUAAUGGACAAGCGCUGAUAUAUAUUGACUCGGUGUUUGUGUCCAACCAAGUAACGCCACAGAACAUCGAUCAGUUCAAGCUGGACUUUGACGCUUCUUCGCCUGGACCUCAACCUUCAAGCGAAAUAACCUCAACUUCCACAGUCUUGACCAAAUCUUCCGAAGGACCUGGAUCUUCAUCUACAUGGCUUCCCAAGCCGGACACGAGUAGUGAAGAAUCGGAACAUUCAACGCCAACUCCUAUUGGAACGAAGUCUUGGUUGCCUGGACCUAAUACCUCCAGUGGGACGCCUCUGCGAACUCCAUCAUCCUGGCUUCCCGGACUAGACACAACCAGUGAAGCUUCGACGCCCGUGCGGACUCCCUCGCCUUGGCUUCCAACUGCGGAUACAUCCACGUUUUCCACACCCUCUCAUACUCCAACCUCUUUGUUUCCUCAACCCGAUACAACAAGUGAGAUAUCAACGCCAUCUCUCACAACUACGACAAAGGAAGCCCUCACUACUACCUCUCACACCACUUCUGAGUCUGAGACGCCAACUGAGGUUUGCAAGUACACUCAUGGUGAGGAGUGCGAGUUUGACAGGUUCAAUUACCCCCAGGACGCCCUAUGUGCUUACGGCGCUUACUUUACUGGCCCAACAUGGACAGAGUCCCGUACCAACUAUCCCCACCAAGACAAUGCCUAUCAGUGUAUCGCUAUCUGUAAGAGCAUAGAGAACUGUCAGUCUGUGGGCUACUGGCAACUCGAGAACCGUUGUAUCUUCACAAAUGUCAGGAUUAAGGAAUCCGAUUUUACCAACUUUAACACUCCAGGUGGGAGCUGGCAGCAUUCAUACUGGGUCGAUAAGCGUUGUUAUAAAUGCCCAGACUGCAUUGCAGCUUCGGUUCCGAAUACACCGCCUGAGAGAUGUUCUUACAAACCAGGAGAUGCUUGCUCUCGCAAAGACGCUCCACAGGGGACCGUCUGCGGACUUAAUGCCUACAUGGGUGGUGGAUACUGGACAGGAGAUCAAUGGAUUGACCAAUAUCCACGCCAGGACUCUGCUGGGGCCUGUGCCGCUAUUUGUGAAGCGAUCAGGGACUGUAAGGGCUCGGCCUACAAAGACGGACGUUGUAGAUUCUCUGCUUUCAAGCUCUCUACGACGGAUGGCCCUAUUCCUCUCGAUACAACGAGGGACGCUUCAAUGAACUGGCCCUGGGAUGAUCCAUCGUGCUAUACCUGCCCUGGAUGCACUGAGUAG